UUGGACAGCGUCUUGAGAAAUGCAGUUCCGGUUCCAGUGGCACUGUUGACGCGCUCAGAAAGGGCAUGUGCAAUGGUCCUGUUCCCACUGACGAGCUUGUUGGCUUCUUGUCCGGUAACAUCUCUGAGAACACAUGGAGUGACGAGUACCUCGGCGUGAAUGCCAUUGUCCAUGGGCCGGCGGAAAAAAGGAUAGUGGUUCCCAAUGGAUGGACGUUCAAAGGGUCCGGAGCAUGGGCGGUGUGGCCUGUUGGCGACAUGGGGCAGACUGUGCCGUACUACUUUGCGAACAACAAGUUCACUCUUGUGGCGACGGUGUCCAUCCACGAGGUGCCGCAGAGUGGCAGCACCGUUCCUUUGAUGGGUGUGAGGAUGAAUGACACCAGCAGCACGGUCCUUUUUGGUCUGUCAUACACCCACGACAAGAAGUGGCUGGCCAUACCGGGGAAUCCUGGUAAUGUGGAGGAUGUUGAUGAGUGGGAGGAUGUUGUUGAUAUUGUUAAAUGGGAGCCAAACAAGACAUAUCAGGUGGUACUGCGAAUGGAUUAUGAAGAAUGGAGUGUCUUUGUAGAUGGAAAGGAAAUCCACAACACGGAAUAUAAUGACCAUCUGUUUAACUCGCACAGGAUUUCACACUUCUACAUCGGUGGGGACAGUAAGGACCGAAGUGCAACGGGCGGCCAUGUGACGGUGACCAACGUCAUGCUGUACAAUGAGAGACUCUUAAGUGAUAAGCUGCAUAAACUCAAUGCCAGCAAGGUCACUAUUCCAUCACUGGGUGUUGAGGAAAAGUCCACAGGGCAGGUGGCCAGCACAGACGUCUCAGUUGCUUCCGAGUCAAGGAGUGAAGAAAGCACCACCUAUGAGAAAUUGAAUGAGGAUGAUCCUGAAAAACAAGAGGAAGAAAGCGCCGAUGAUCCGGUGCCUGCAGCGCCCUCUUUCACGGUUGUCGCGGGAUCCUCUGUUUCCGAACCCGCCAUUGCAGUGGAGAGCGCGGGGAAUUCUCAUCAAGAGAACAAUUUCCAGCUUUCCGAAGGCAAAACGGCCCAGCAAGCCACGUUGAAUGAAGACAAUAAAUCGAUGCAACGGGAUUCGGAGGUGCAGCCACGAGAACUACCGUCCACGAAAUCAACGGAGAUUGCUGAUGUUGAAGGAUCCGCUGAAAGUAAUGAUAAAGAACAGCCAGAGGAGGAGGGAGAAGCGAAUGGCAGGAGUGGCGAAACAACGUCUCCAGUGGGUGCGUCGUUGAGUAUGGAAACGGCCGCCGGACCAGUGGACGGUGAGCACCAAGUGCAACAAAGCACUGAGCUUGCCACUGAAAAUGACGACGUGCGGUCCACUGGAAACGGAACCACUGGCGCGGAGGAAAGCCUCAGCCUCGAGGCGGGCGACGGAAAUUCCGAGAGAACAAUGGGCUCAGACAGCAGCCCCACUCCUUCAAAGAGUGACGUCGAACCGACAUCCGCGGAGGACACCGACAACAUCUCUCGGACUGACGGAGCCGAAGUUUCUUCUGAAAACGGCAAGGAGGUGCCACAGACGGUCGAAACCGCACCGGGUAAUACAAACACCACGCCUGGGGAAACCGAGAUCCCAUCGGAGUCCAACGCAACAACACCCUCAGACACUGACAUUUUGCUUGAGAACGGGCAUUACGGCGAGUUGGCAGCCAUGUAUCUAAUUGGUGACAGCACCGUGCAUGGGUGUGUGUCUCGGGUGCUGUUGCUGCUGCUUCUGGGGCUGUGGGGCACUGCGGCUCUCUGCUAA
Molecule: messenger RNA, 1766 nt
Organism: Trypanosoma cruzi
Lineage: Eukaryota; Euglenozoa; Kinetoplastea; Trypanosomatida; Trypanosomatidae
Product: trans-sialidase, putative
Exons: 1
Source: RefSeq, a predicted model, not a curated record